Molecule: messenger RNA, 1808 nt
Organism: Onthophagus taurus
Lineage: Eukaryota; Metazoa; Arthropoda; Insecta; Coleoptera; Scarabaeidae
Product: GATA zinc finger domain-containing protein 10
Source: RefSeq, a predicted model, not a curated record
UGUGAGAAUGAAGUUAUUAGCAACUCUCGUUUUUGUAAUUUGUGUUGGCGGAGUCAUCUCAAAAACUGUAAAAAAAUCUACAGAAGAUGCAGCCGUCCAAUCCAACCCAACUCAACAAAAAUCAAAAGAACCACAAAUAGAAACAAACCAACCAAAAAAAUUAAAGCUAAAACCCCGCUUCUCCAAAAAAGUUCCACAUCAACCUCCAGCGAUUAUAGCGAUUGAAAUAAUUGAUCCAAACGAUAACUCGACGAAAUCAAAAACUUCGAAACGCACGAUUCAAUCUGCUUUGGGGUAUGGAGUUCCUUCGCCGAAUUCUUAUGGGGUAACCGAUAAACCAAAAUUAGUUUUUUAUAAAUAUUCCCAACAAGAUAUUCCACCUUAUCAAGGACAACCUGAACCAACUCAACAAAAUUAUAACAAUAUUAACCAAAAUUCGCAACAAAACGGAAAUUUGUUGGUGCAAAAAUCGAUUCGAUUCGAUUUGGGGUCAACUCAACACAUCGAAUAUCCUAAACAUAAUCAAAAUUAUGAACCAACGACUUUAUUUGCCACUUUAAAUCCGCACGGUCAAGUUGGUGGGUUUACGCAAAAUGUUCCAAAUCAAGGUCAUAACGCACCAAUAAUUUUGCUUAAAGUUUAUACGAAUCAAUUGGGAGGUGCUAUUUAUCCUAAUUUGCCGGCUAAUCAUCCUUAUGCUGGGUUAAAUAAUGUUAAUUUACAAAAUAUGCUUAAUAAUUUUUAUGAUAAACAUUUUUAUCAACAACCUAAUACUCAACAAUAUCAAAAUGUUGCACAAUAUCAAAAUAACCAACAAAAUUAUCAAACUAAUCAACAAAAUUAUGAAACUAAUCAACAAAAUUAUCAACCACAAGCUCAACCAUUGUAUACUCAAGUACAAAAUCAAGGUCAAGAUUAUUAUUUGAAUCAACCAAAUCAAUAUCAUCAACAAUAUCAAGAUAAUGUUCAACAAUAUCAAUAUAAUCAACAAUUAGAUUAUGAUGGGUUGAUUACUCACGAAAAUUAUCCAUCGGAUGCGCAUACUAGAGUCGUUUUCCAUACAAAUAAAAUUAGUGGAAAAGAUGUUCAACAACCACAAGCUUUACCAUUAAAAUCUUCCAAAUACCAACAACCCCAAAGUUAUAGUUCAUUUGAGAUACAUAAUCAACAACAAAAAGCUCAAGAUUACGACGAUUACGAUUACUCCCAAUUACCAGCUAAUCAAGAUUAUUCUUUGAAGCAAAAUCAAGAUGAUCAAGGAUAUUAUUAUUAUAAACCGGAUAUUCAAACGAUUUUGCAAAAUAUUAGAGGUGGAAAAAAUAAUUAUCAGACGAUUCAACAAGAUCAACAAGAUUAUCAAGGAAAUCAGCAAGAUUAUCAAGGAAAUCAGCAAGAUUAUCAAGGUGGUCAACAAGAUUAUCAAGAUUAUCAAGGAAAUCAACAAGAUUAUCAAAGUAGUCAACAAAAUUAUCAAGAUAAUCAGGAUUAUCAAGGAGUUCAAGUGAAUUAUAAUGGUGGUAAACAAGAUUAUCCAAGUGGUCAAGCUGAGUAUCAAUCUCCGACUGAAAUUUCUGGAACGUUGAACGAAAAAGGACAAGUUGAUACACAAAAAGUGGUUACGCCUGUUAAUUAUCAUGCGCAUCCGAAUGGUUCGAGAGGAAAUAAAAAAAGGACGGUGAGAAGACCUGAAAGUCCUCGAAGGAUAAAUACUCCGAAAAUUAAAGUGGUUAAAGAGGAUUAAAUCAGUACAAUAAUAAGUUUGUAUUAUUAUUAAAUUUUUCGUGAUAUCUUAUUAAAACCUCCUCAAA